Molecule: messenger RNA, 1602 nt
Organism: Ipomoea triloba (trilobed morning glory)
Lineage: Eukaryota; Viridiplantae; Streptophyta; Magnoliopsida; Solanales; Convolvulaceae
Product: anthocyanidin 3-O-glucosyltransferase 2-like
Exons: 1
Coding region: 71-1537 (488 amino acids)
Molecular function (GO): UDP-glycosyltransferase activity
Source: RefSeq, a predicted model, not a curated record
GCUCGAUCUCGAUCUCGAUCUCAAUCUCAAUUCAAAUAUAAUCUUGAAUUCUCAUCUCAUCUCCUUUUCAAUGGAAGAUGCUAUUGAGCUGGUUUUCGUUCCAACCCCUUCAAUGGGUCACCUUGUUUCUGCGGUCGGAACCGCCAAUCUCCUCUUGCAAAGACGACCUCACCUCUCCAUCACUGUCUUGAUCAUGAAAAUGCCUCUCUUUCCCGGUUCCAACAUUAAUUCUUACAUCGAUUCUUUGCUUGCCGAUGAGAAGGAUAUGCACCCUAGAUUGAAGCUCGUACUACUGCCUGAGGAUCUGGAUGCUUUGAAGAGGCACGCCGACAAAAUCUCCAUCUUCCAUGCUUUCCUCGAUUCUCAGAAGAAUAAAGUCAGAGACUACUGCAUUAAUGAAUUCCAGAAGUCGCCGGCGGUUUCUGGAAGGCGGCUAGCGGGAUUUGUUGCGGACAUUUUCUGUACGGACAAGAUAAUGGAUGUGGCUGACGAGUUUGGGGUCCCCACCUACGUGUUCUACGCUCUGGGUGCUGCUAUGCUCGGCCUUCUCUUCCAUUUCAGAAGCCUCAAAGAUGAUCAUGGUAUAGAUGCCUCCGAUUUUUUGGAUUCCGACCCUGAUCUCAAUAUCCCUGCAUAUUUCAAACCCUUUCCGGUCAAGUUACUCCCCAACCUUCCCUUCUUUGACUUCACCACACGAAUCCGAGAGGCCAAAGGCGUCAUUGUCAACACUUUCUUUGACCUAGAGCCGUAUGCAAUUCAAUCUCUCUCCAAAGACAAGAGAUUUCCACCGGUCUAUCCUUUGGGACCCAUAUUAAACUUAAACCGUCAUAUGAAGAAUAAUCAAGAAUCAGCGAAGCAAAUCUUCAAAUGGUUGGAUGACCAACCAGAUUCAUCAGUUGUAUUCCUUUGCUUCGGAAGUGGCGGUGCUUUUUCCGGGCCUCAAGUGAAGGAGAUAGCCUACGCACUUGAACGUAGCGGCCAAAGGUUCUUAUGGGCCUUGAGGAAACCACCCUCUCCAGGUUCAGUACUCCCCACUGAGUAUAGCAAUCCAGAGGAGGUCCUGCCGAAAGGAUUCUUGGAAAAAACUAAAAGCAUCGGAAAAGUUAUAGGAUGGGCACCACAAACUGCAGUUCUAGCUCACCCUGCUGUGGGGGGUUUUGUGUCUCAUUGUGGAUGGAAUUCAACUUUAGAAAGUAUUUGGUUUGGACUUCCGAUUGCGACUUGGCCAAUGUCGGUAGAUCAACAAGCAAAUGCGUUCCAAUUGGUGAGAGAGAUAGGAACGGCUGUGGAUAUUAAGAUGGAUUACCGAGUAGAUUCAAGAGAUCCGAAUAAUAAUAUUCCAAUAGUUCCUGAAAUUGUGAAUGCAAAAGAGAUAGAAAUUGGACUCACAAGUCUUAUGGACUACUCUACUCCCAAUUCUGUAAGGACAAAGGCUAAAGAAUUUAAAGAAAAGAGCAGGAAAGCGCUAGAAGAGGGUGGCUCAUCUAUUAAUUUUGUUGAAAGUUUUUUUGAUAAUGUCAUAAACAAUCUCAAAUAAGUGAAAAAUGAGAUAAUGGUGCUAUAAUAAUAUAAGUAUUAAAGUGGUGGUGCAUAAUAAAUAGA